Mytilus californianus (California mussel) is the source of this 1369-nucleotide messenger RNA. RefSeq lists its product as uncharacterized. The record is from RefSeq and is a predicted model, not a curated record. Lineage: Eukaryota; Metazoa; Mollusca; Bivalvia; Mytilida; Mytilidae. The transcript has 2 exons. Bases 119 to 1180 code for a protein of 353 amino acids.
GUACAAUAUAUUUAUCAACCAAUCAUUUGGCUCAUUUUUCUUGAAUCUUUAUGGUAUUUAUACAUUUUGAGUAGCUUCUUGCAAUUAUUGGCGAAGAAAUAACAGACUUACGCUAAUUAUGGAAAAACCAACAGGUGCGCAAAAAAUAGAAAAUAUGUAUGAAUACCAUACCUGCGUUCGAAAUCUAACACAUGUUGCAGUUGUGCGGACAAGAUGUAAAGUAAAAUAUUUCCAUCAUUAUCUCGUUUUGGAUGUGGGUUUUUAUUCUGUUGACAUCAUACAUUAUACUCCUGGAAAUUAUGCAAAGAAAGCUCGAUCAGUGGCACGAGUUACUCGGCAGACGAUAAGAUUUGACGAAACUGAUUCAAAAUUACUAGAUUUUUCAGCUGGUGUAUUUUUCAUAACGAGGCAAGAGUACCCGUCGACUGGUGAUGAAAUGGAGAUGGCGUAUCUGAGAGCAAGUUAUCGAAGUGGAGAAGCUGAAUACAGCUUAACAAGCAAUAACUGUGAAUCAUUCGUCACGUGGGUCUUAACAGGUGAGGCUAAAUGUGAACAAUUUGAACAAAGUGGUGCAGGGAAAAGAAUUUUAAUGGAUGUUAUUGACAGUGGAAUAGAUCAUCGCAAUAAAGUUGUUAAAAACGGACAGUCUGAUCUACCAACGCGUUUGUCUGCGAUAUCGCUUGCAAAUGCAUUUACCAACUCAGGAGACGCACUUCUUGACAUUGCUGUGACCCGAAGUCUUAUUAAAGACCUAGCUUUACCGAAAUCUACCGCUGCGGCGUUAGCUGCCAAAGCAGGUGCAACAACUGCUGCUAAGGUCGGGCCUUCAGCUGUAGCCGCUGGUGUAUCGGCAGGCAUUACCGCUGCUGUUGCAGUUCCGGUAGAAGCUGUCUUCUGCGGAAUUGAUAUACACAAACUGAAUAAACAAAAGAAAAACGGUCUUAUUAGUGAAAAGGGUUUUAAAAGACAAGUUACAAAGAAAGUCAGUGGUUCCGCUUCUUCAGUUGCCGUAGCAACGGGUACUGGAUUUCUUGGAGCAUUCAUUGGUCAGAUUGUUUGUCCGAUUCCUGUAGUUGGAGGUGUUAUUGGGGGAACUGUUGGAGGCGUAGUAGGGAGUUUAGCGGGACGGGCAACAGGGUCUGUUGUAUCUGGUAAAAUCUUUGACGCAGUUACAGAUUGAUAGUAGUUUAUUGAACUAAUAUUUCAAUCCAAAAUCAAACCUAGACGUCGGUUAUCGUUCUUUUGUGUCGAAAGAAAGACUCUUUCUACGGAAAUACUGAUCGAAACCCGUGAUCGUUUCAGUCGCCACAAUACAAUGACAAUGGUAUCGAAUGAAAGAGGACGGAAAUUACAAAUUAAAGUUUUUUUU